This is a messenger RNA of Aphanomyces invadans, 855 nucleotides long. RefSeq lists its product as hypothetical. The transcript is spliced from 8 exons. Bases 1 to 855 code for a protein of 284 amino acids. The record is from RefSeq and is a predicted model, not a curated record. NCBI's taxonomy places the organism in Eukaryota, Oomycota, Saprolegniomycetes, Saprolegniales, Verrucalvaceae.
AUGCGACGGCGACGAAAGGCUGAGGAGGCCGGGACUGCGGUGCAGAUCGAACUAAUCGAGCCGAGGAGCACCCACCGCCGGUUUGUCCCGAAAGUGGCUGCGUACGAAGUUGUGCAACGCAGCGACGGCCAGUUCCGCGUGCUAGAACGACCGCAAUCCGCGGUGACAACUAGGGUCAAAGAACGAAAGGAGCCGUCCAUGCCGAGCCGGGCCGUGCAAGCCGUGCACAGACAGCGCGCCACGUGGGUCAAGCACCCCACCCUUGAAGCACUAGAACGCACCAAGACAGUUCCCGGGGGUCGAUGGGUCUCCGACGAAAGGGAAAGCGGGCGAAAAGUAGAGAUAAUCGCAACUGCACUCGAAGCAGCAUUGGUGAUGUGGAGAGAUGCAGCCGUCCAGGACAUAAAAGACACGUGCAGCUCGACAACUCGUCAAACCACUGCUCGCGUACUCAAGUUGAUGCAAUGUGCAGCUGUGGUGCGCCAGCGAUCUGUCGAUGUCGUCAACACCAUCACAGCGUGGCGUACAAUUGCUGGGGACACUUCAAAGGAGUUUCGAUGGCAAGGGCGCAACUACCUGGUUCAUAUGGCCAAUGACCUGGACGUCCUGGAGAGUGAAGCGAUGCUGGCCCAUGCACUCGGCAUCCCUUCGUUCAAACAUAACCCCCUUCUCUGCGCCAUCACGCUUUCGGACCCCCAGUGGCAGCGAUAUCGCGCCGACCCGUCGCCCGCGCGACUGGCGCAACUCCAAGCGACAAUGCAGCUGACCAACGAAGUCGACGGGGACAUGCUGCUGUCCUUUCUGACGACGAUGGUGGUUUCCGACUGGAUGGUGACAGCGACGCUGCAAUGCUAA